AUGACAUUUGACUUUGUCCAUAUGAGGUCCUUGAAUGAGUCCACAUUGAAGAAAAUGUCUAACAAAUUUGGUGUUGUUGGUAGUAGAAAGUACUUCUUAUUGGUGGGUUUGAGUUUCAAGCCAUUGAUUGAUGAUGAAGACAUUGAAAUAAGAGCUAUAUGUCAUAAAUAUGGUAGUAAAGAAAUGACUUUGUAUGUUGAAAAUGAAGUAGGGAGGGGUAUUUUAGUAAAACUAAAACUGAAUCUCGCUCGCUCGCUCGCGUGUACCAUUGAGUACUCAAAAAACAAAAGUGAAAUAUCAAACUUUUCUUUCACCGGGAACCCAUCGACUGCAGCCGACUGGAAGAACCCUAGCCCGCCUCCAUCUGCCCACGCAGCCGCUGGCCACCAUCUCCACUACCCGCCUCCGCCACUCCGUUCUGGAGGAGCUUGA
Striga asiatica is the source of this 432-nucleotide messenger RNA. NCBI's taxonomy places the organism in Eukaryota, Viridiplantae, Streptophyta, Magnoliopsida, Lamiales, Orobanchaceae. The record is from the annotation of a GenBank genome assembly.